AUGACGGACAUUGAUUUAUCCUCCAAUCCUCAUUGGAAAGAAAUUCUUGGCUCCCUUCAACUAUACAAACCAGUAACUGAAAUAGAUACUAUUGAUAUUAGGGGCAAGGAGAUGGAGACUUUAGAUAAAUGGGAGGCUUUCUACAAGACUUACGCCAAGUGGGUUGGAUUUGGUGUUAGGAUUGACGACACCAAAUACAGGGACGACAUUAUUAGCAUACGUCGGUGGGUUUGUUCUAAUGAAAGUUUUCGAAGAGAAAUUUUUUUGAACCUGCCAAACCGAAAGAAGCAUGCAAAAGAAAUAACACGAUGUGGGUGUCAGGCUGCGAUCCGAAUCCUUCGAAUGAAAGACACAAACCUUUGGUGGUGUAAGGAAUUUGUAGCAGUUCACAAUCAUGAUUUGGUGAUCCCAUCACAAAUGCAUUUCUUACAUUCAAACCGCGAGGUUCUAGGAGCAAUGGCUUCCCAUGUAAUGAGCAUGAACAUAUGUGGGAUAAAAACUAGUUUAGCAGUAGCACACAUGGCCCUGCAAUCGGUUAGGUACGAUAAUCUUCCUUUUCAACUAAGAGAUGUGUACAACAAAGUUACCACUUUAAGAAAACUAGAUAGCCUACCAAGUGACUAA
Humulus lupulus (European hop) is the source of this 624-nucleotide messenger RNA. Its product is annotated as protein FAR1-RELATED SEQUENCE 5-like. Lineage: Eukaryota; Viridiplantae; Streptophyta; Magnoliopsida; Rosales; Cannabaceae. The transcript has a single exon. The record is from RefSeq and is a predicted model, not a curated record. The coding region runs from base 1 to 624 and encodes 207 amino acids.